AUGGGUGUAGUCUCAUCUAUCAAGAAGAAUAAGGUUGGCGCAGUAGUGGUCUCUGUUUUUGACUGGUACCCUUCGGAAUACCCAAAAGAAGAGAGGAAACUUCUCCGGAAGUUAGAUCUGGCCAUCUUGGUCUUCGGGUCACUAAGCUUCUUCUGCCGUUUCCUCGGACAGCAAAAUGUUACCAACGCAUAUGUCUCUGGAAUGAGAGAGGAUCUCGGCGCCUUUGGAAAUGAGUUAAACUACUAUGUGGUGGCUUAUAAUACGGCAUAUGUCUUGGGCCAGAUCCCACUCAUGACACUGCAGACUAAAGGAAAGCUGGCACCAUUCUUGCUCCCCUCGCUACAAAUACUCUGGGCAAUUAUCGCUUUCUGCCAGUCGGAGAUUCAACAUAGCUGGCAACUCUACAUCUUGAGGGCAUUGACUGGGUUCCUUGAGGCAAGCUCUUUUGGCGGCACUCAUCUCAUUCUCGGCUCGUGGUUUAAAAACGAAGAACUCUUCAAACGAGCGGGGGUGUGGUUCAUGGGCAACUCGUUAGGCUCCAUGUUCUCCGGAUACCUUCAGGCCGCCGCAUACCGAAACCUCAAUGGUGUGUUCGGACGUGCUGGUUGGCGCUGGCUAUUUAUCGUGCAGGGAAUAAUCACCCUCCCUUUGGCCUUUCUCGGAUUCGUCGUCUGGCCUGGCUUGCCUACCUCUGCUAGAAGGUGGUAUCUGACGGAAGAAGAACACGCUCUUGCCCUCAAGCGAAUCCCCACAGUUGAGAGUGAAGGCAUCACCUGGAAGACAUUCAAGUAUACUUUGAGUCGUCCAAUGUGGUGGAUCUGCGUCUCAUGCUACAUCUUUCUAUGUCAGGCGCAUUACUGGACUGGCUACAUGGCCCUUUGGCUACGUCACUCAGGCUACUCAAUUGAACUUGUUAACAUCCUCCCUACGUUUGUUGACCUUAUCAGAGCUAUUUCGUCAUGGCUGGGCACAACUCUGGCAGGCUGCCUAAGCCUUCGCGGUCUUUGGACGUUCCAAGCGUCCUUCGUCUUCUUUUCCUGCAUUGUUCUAUCAGUCUGGACUGUGCCUGAUGCACUCAAAUUCUUGGCCUUUUAUUUCGGUGGCUUCUCAGGGAUGGCGUCCCCAAUUCUCUACUCGUGGGUUAACUCAACACUCAAGGAAAACUAUGGCGAGCGGGGACUUAUCAUCUCGUCUAUGAUGACACUGGGCUUUUGCAACCAGAUUUGGAUUCCUCUGUUUACAUUUCCAACGGUUGAGGCACCACAAUUCCCGAACGGAUAUCCCGCCGCGACGGUCUUUGAGUUUACCAUGUGGGCGAUUUUGAUGGGUGGGGUGUGGUACAUGAAGAGGUGGAAAAUGAGAAACCCAGAUUUGGAAAUGCGCGCGUCUUCGGCCGAGGGUCAAAGCUCUGGGAAUGGAACUCAGUCCAGUAAUGUCAGCUUGUCUAAUACCAAGCUCUGA
Molecule: messenger RNA, 1461 nt
Organism: Fusarium sp. VM40
Lineage: Eukaryota; Fungi; Ascomycota; Sordariomycetes; Hypocreales; Nectriaceae
Source: the annotation of a GenBank genome assembly